Phialemonium atrogriseum is the source of this 300-nucleotide messenger RNA. RefSeq lists its product as uncharacterized. The coding region runs from base 1 to 300 and encodes 99 amino acids. Lineage: Eukaryota; Fungi; Ascomycota; Sordariomycetes; Cephalothecales; Cephalothecaceae. The transcript has a single exon. The record is from RefSeq and is a predicted model, not a curated record.
AUGUCGGCUGCAAUCUGCUUUGGUGUCGAAUUCGAGAUGGUCGUGCGACCAAAGCAAGCGACCAUCACCGAUCUAGAACCCUACUUCGACAAUGCGCCAGUAGAGGCCCUCCUCGAUGGGGAGUCGAAACAUCGAUUUCGUCGAUCUGCCAUCCACCGAUACAUACGGCACAUGUUCCAGAGCUCUGGUAUUCGGAUGUACGACCCGGAGAAUGAUGAUGACGAUGACGAAGAGCUGUAUUGGAUGUGGACUAUCACACCAGACGGUAGCAUUGAAGAUAGGCAGGAGCAAUGCAGAUAG